Messenger RNA from Macrobrachium nipponense, 1171 nucleotides. RefSeq lists its product as uncharacterized. The coding region runs from base 485 to 1171 and encodes 228 amino acids. The transcript has 7 exons. Gene Ontology annotation, biological process: protein secretion. The record is from RefSeq and is a predicted model, not a curated record. Lineage: Eukaryota; Metazoa; Arthropoda; Malacostraca; Decapoda; Palaemonidae.
ACAACUAUUAUUCAAAUGGCUUGAAACCCUCAGCAAAUUAGGUUCACCUGGAAAUAAUUCUUUAGAAGAUGCUGAGAAACUUUUAUCUAGCUUGAAAGAGGAGGGUUUUGAAUGUCUAGGACCUUCAGGUUCAUCUCAUGAAGGCAGUGAUGUUGAACUAGAAAUACAAAAUUCAAUUCAGGCAUCAGUCAUAAAACUACUCUCUAAUGCUGAUGAUGUCACCAAAUCUGAUAUACGUAUUGCCUAUGGAUGCUAUGUGAUUGCUGUCCUUCAUGAAAUUCAUAAAGUUUUAAGUAAAGUGUCAUCUUUUGUUGAUGUAGAAAGCCAUAAAGAAUCGGUAGGAAAAACGGGCAAAAAUCCACUUCCAUCACCUGAUCUUAUAAGUGUCCAGCAGACGAAGAUUGUUGAGGAUGCCUUUCGACUUGUGAUUUACACACUUGUGUUGGGAUGCCUAAGUCAGGAGGCUUCUCAGUAUAUAAAAGUGAUGGUAGCUCGAAAAAAAUUUGUGGUUGGGCCAAAUCUUGUGACUGUCACACCAAGUUGUCGUCAUAGUUUGUUGGCUUCUUUGAUGAAAAUCAUCUUGAACUUCUUUGAGAAUACUUCACUUGCCACUCCACUGAGAGGUUCUUUGUUUCCUGAAACUUUAAGUGUAAUGUUAGAGCUUUGUUUUGCUCCGGGAAAGGUGAAGGACCACCCAGAAGACACAACAUACUUCAGAGAGCAGUUAGAAAAAAUCCUGUCUGCAAUGGAUGCUAAUCAAACACUUCAGCAUUUGUUGUUGCUCAAGGGUAUAGCAAAGAAUGGUGGUUGGCUGCAGAAAGUCUGUGGCUCAUUCAUUGUACGACGAUACAUGAUGCAGCCGAAUGGUGUUGCAGCUGUUAUUGGUGCUGGUCUUAUUAUUUGUGAUGGACAAGACUGGAAACGCUGUGAAGCUGUGGCUGCUCUGAUUUCCCAUGCCAAAUACCCAAACAUGGAUGAGUUUUAUUCUGCUGUUGGCCCACAGAUAUCAGCACUAAUGAUGGAACCCAGCCUUAAGCCUGAGACUUUAAGAGUAGUGAUGCUUGUUGUUUCUGAAUUGGCUCGGAGAUCAGCUACCCUAACAACCCUUCACGUAACAAAUGCUCUGCUACAGCCAUUAAUGGACACCACCAAUCAUGAUAAGACAAGGUAG